CGAAGCUGAUAGAAUCUGACCUUAACUGGCAUUUCCAACUGCCAAUGACAACCUGGUUUUGCCAGGUGGGUAGGGAAAUCGCCCUCUUCCCGCCGCUUUCGAAUCUUCACCCUUUCUCCAACCCAUCUAGGUAGCCUCUGGGUGCCUCUCGGCUCCUUUCGAGAGCUCGACAGGGCCCUCAGCCAAGCCGCCAUGAGCUUCUGGCCGACUCUCUUUCUCCCGUGGCUGAGAAAGGGACGGAAGAAAGGAAAGAAGAAAAAAGAGGUUGCGCGGAUUCAAGAGGACACUUUUGGCCGGGCUACGGUCCGUAGUCUGGGGGGCUUCGGCCUGGGGAUGACCCUCUCCACAGCCUAUGGGGCCCUGGUCAUUUUUGGCCAAGGCUACAGUAUCUGGUACUGCCUGCUGUCCACCAUCACCCUGGCCCUGGCCCUCGGCCUCGGCAUGGCGUUCUCCUUCAAAGUCCGGGUGACCGUCCUGCUGAUGCUGCCUCAAUUUUUUUCGAAAGAGGGCAAGAUGGUCCUCAUACUCCUAGCGUUUGGAAUGGCUAUGGAAGGACCCUUUGCCAACAUUGUCCGGAAUUUCAACCGGAGCGCUGACACCGUCUCGUGUGGAGCCGAGCUGGCCCUCAACCAGACGGCAGAAAUGCUGCAACGAGCUCGCGAACCUCUGAUCAAUGCCUUAAAGAAAAUCAAGGAUAUUGCCAGGAAGGCCAAAGUGGUUGGAGACCGUGUCCGAAAACUUUUCCGGUCUGUCAUGGAUGCGGUGCGGCACGUGGCUCACUGCAUGCGCAACGUUUGGUACUUCCUUCUUCACAUGGGUGAGGUGUGCAACGAAGAGAUGGGCAGGCCGUAUCAGAAAUGUGCCCGCAUCUUUGACAACGCGAAGGACCAGUGUGAACGCGCCAUUCCUUUCCUCUCCUUCCUGUGCCACGUCGUCCUUCUCUUCAAGUACCUCUGCGGACUGGCUAACAUCCUCCUGGUUUUCUGCAUCAUACCGGAGUACAUAGUGCCGUUUUUGCGUCGCAAGGUUGCAGAACCUGUUGUGGCCAUGCUCAAUCGGGUGCGAGCCGAGUUCGAAUUCAACAUCACCACCAUCCACCAGUACGAGGUGAACGUCAACGCCAGCAAGAAGCUGUCGCAGGUGGCCUUUGACAUCAUGGAGGAAGUGUCCGAGCGUCUGCAACCGGCGCGGGAAGCUGUGGGACUCUUUGGUUACAUGUCUACGCUGGUCAUGCUCUACAUGUACCUCGGGGCUCUCUUGUACCGGAAACAUUAUCUACACGAGGAUAGUUUUGACAACAUCUACAUCACCAACUCCUUUCUCGAAAUGGACGCUGUUCGGAGGAAAAGCAAGCGCCCGUCCGUUCUGCCUUUAUCGCCGAAGGAAAGCGCCAAAUUCAUCCGGCCAGCCUCCCUGGUGUUGCCGCGCAAGGAGCAGAUUGCCUAUGCUCUGGCCUUGGUCUCGAUCUGUCGCCAGUUUAUCCUGGUGAUUUUGCUGAUUCUGGCCGAUUUCUUUGUCUACUGGCUGUUCGACUUGGUGCGCUACCAUCUGGUGGGCGAAAUCGUGGCUAGAGCUCCGGUGUCGACCACUAUCGGUGUGAACGGCUCCGGCUACACCAGUGAACUCUACCGCGACUUGGUCUCCGCCUUCGACGUGCUUCAGGAGGGGAAUAUCAGCGUGGUGUCCCCAAAAUGCCGUCUGCUGCCAUCGGAGCCCGACUACGACGGUUACCUUGUGAUCGGUCUCAUGUACGGGAUCUGUUUAUUCAGCGCCAUCUUUGGCACGUACAUACAACGUAUGCGGCGAGUUCUCUGUGCGUGGUAUUAUCCUUCUCGGGAACGGGAGCGGAUCUGUUACCUCUACAAUACGAUUUUGACUCGAAGGACCAAGCUUAUGAGCGCCGUGCUUAAGGCUGUACGGCAAAAUUCUGCAGAUGAAGGCCAUCAAAAUAUUUUACUCGUCUUUGCGUCGAAAUUCCGCCUGUGUCGGUGGUUGGUCAAGAAGUUGGGGGUCCAUGAAGCAUACUGCAUGGGCUGCGGAAAAAUCCAGAGAGGGGUUGACAGCGAGGACUUUGUGACGUGCAUCACACCAGCGUGCCGAGGGAUCUACUGCCCUGAAUGUUACAGGAUCCUCAAUAACACCUGUUCCAUCUGUAUGGCCCCCCUCACGUACCAGGGUGACAUAGACGAGGAAAUAGACUCAAGUGACGAGGAGGCGAUGGUGCUCUGGACAAACGCGGUCCGUGCGCUGCGCGGCGUCCCGGAUGAGAAACGGCAGAAGCAGCGCCGUUUGCUGAAGACACGGAUCCUGCGGGCGGUGAAAGGAGAAGGCGGGUGCCGCGCGUUGGCUCCACAGCUGGCAAGGAAAAUCUUGGCACAAUUGAAAGAGGAGGAGGAGGAGGAAGAGGAGGGUAAUGAGAGCGAGGAAGACUCAUCCUCCAGUUCAGACGAGAGCAGUACGUCGAGUUCGGGCACAAGCCAUCUUGACUUCAGCUAUCAAAACGAGGCCGAGAUAAGCAGUGGUGAAGAAUUAGAAGAAGUCAAAACUGACUCGGACGAAGUUGGAAAGAGAAUCUGAAAAAAAUGACCUUUUCCUUAUAGACCAAUCUCCUUGUCUAUGAAAAAAAAGAAGGUAUCUAUCUGACAGUAUUCAAUGGAGCGAUCCAACGAGACAAAAUAUGGAAUUAUUCUCACCCCCCUCCCAAAUCUUUACGUUCUUGGAGACUUUGAGGAUCUUUUAGAAUUCAGAUUUUUGGCAAAAUCUGGAGGAAAAAAAAAGCUUUCGGAUCUGUUUUACAGCAUGUAGAUUUCUUGGUGGUCUCCCGUUCUUGGUACUUACUAGUCCCCGACUCGUUUUUAGAUUUAGAGUUCAGAUGUGAUGGCUUUCAGGAUGGGUCCUUUGACCUCCCUGAGGUCACCCAAAAUCAAAAAGGAAUUUUAUAAAUAGGAGUGUAUGGCAGAAAUCUAGCAGUUCAAGGAUCUUAUGGCAGACAUCUAGCAGGUCAAGUAGAGAUGGAUCUUAUGGUAGAAAUCUAGCAGGUCAAAGAGAUUUACCUCAAACACAGCUGCGCAUUCGCCAUGCCUGUUUUGUUUUGUUUUCAAAUCAACAAUUUCCUUGAAGGUUGCGAUGCGAAGGUGCCACGAAAAAAGCGAGCAAAAGAUACACCGACACACACCCACAUACCACAACGCUUCCCUGCUCUCCAUUUUAUUAUCAAGCCCUCGGCACAGAUCCAAAGUCCCCUUGAAUUCCAGCACACUAACAACAAUUAACAAUAGUUUAAAAAAAAAAUAAAACCAAAUCAGGAACGGUCUCCUUUUCCCAAAUGGUCCAAGUAAAUAUGCUUUUUUUUUUUGUCCCCCCCCCACAACUAGCACUACCGCUGCCAGGUAGGACGCUGUAAGAGACGGAGUGCUUACUCGACAAGACGGAAAAAGAGGAAACUAAGACAGGGAACGUUGCAGAAAAUAACCAGGAACCGGCUUUCUCUUUCUCUCUCUUUUCUUUCUUGGUUUCAAGUAGCUAAUUCAAGUUUAAACACAAAGGCACUUUUAAAGCUAAGGAAAAUUGGGUUAUUUCCUCUCUUUGUGGAAGUGCGGGGGGGGGGAGAUUGGGAUUGAAGAGGAAGAGAAUCAGAGGGGGGGGGGGGUAAAAAUAUAUUAUCUCUCUUAAAUACAGAUUAACUCUCAGCAAAUACUUCCGGAGGGCGGGAGCUUCCUGCAGGUUUUCCACACGCGCGCACACUCACACACCCCUCCCCAAUUUUAUCUCUCUUAUUCUCCAAGAAAAUGCAAAAAUCCCUUGUGCAAAAAAAAAAAAAAAAAAAAA
This is a messenger RNA of Crotalus tigris (Tiger rattlesnake), 3828 nucleotides long. RefSeq names its product DC-STAMP domain containing 2 (gene DCST2). The coding region runs from base 193 to 2577 and encodes 794 amino acids. Gene Ontology annotation, cellular component: membrane. Lineage: Eukaryota; Metazoa; Chordata; Lepidosauria; Squamata; Viperidae. The record is from RefSeq and is a predicted model, not a curated record. The transcript is spliced from 15 exons.